AUGGGAAUAUAGGCUGUUACGUCUCCACAUUGUGUGUCUGGUUCGAUUGUUUAGCCAACUCUUUCAAUUGAAUAAUGCUUGAUUCCCAGCAUCUACGUCUGAGUCAAAUUGAGCAAGGGCAACCAUUUCCUAUAUUGUGCCAAUUCUAGUUUCAAAAUUACCGCAUACUUGUUUUAUACGGAGUAGUUUUCAACCAGGUUGUGAUAUGUUAUUAGUCAAGCACUAGCACCCCUUCAGAGUAAGUCUUUUAUUGUUAUCAAUGAAAUCAAAAAAAAAAAAAAAAAACAAUGCAUUUCAUAUAACUUGAUACUUGUAACUUAAUUCUUUACUCAUUCCAUACUGGUUAGGCUUGGUUUGAUAUUUAAGAGAAAAAAUUACCAAACUAACUCUAUAUACAAAUAUUUAAUUUAUAAUUUUUUAAGAAAGGAAUCUUACAAAACUUGAGAUGUACAUAGUCCACAUUGAAGGAUUACUUAACAGUCAAGUUCAAAACUAAUAUUAUACUAAUAAUAUAAUGAUGACUGUGAUUGAUGAUCCUUGCAGCUGACGUGAUGCUAAUUACGCUAUUUCCGUUAAAUUUCUAGGCCGGUGGUGGAUGAUUGUUUCCCAGAAACUACCAAGUCUACUUUAAAUGUAUUUUUUAUUCUAACUUUAUUGAAAAGGCCAUUAUACUAUGAAGUAAGUUUCCUCUCUAUAAAUAUUAUAUCUUUGAACUCUUUGGACAAGUCAUUCUCAAACAAAGAAUCCAUUCUAAGUUCUUCUAACAUACCUUAGCUGAAGAUCUUGUACUUCAAGCUUGAAAACAAAAUGUCUCCUGAAGAUAUGGCUAAUGCGAAAGCCAUCAUUUCGACUGUUGCAUCUGUUGCUGCUACAGCGAUGCUCGUUCGAAGCAUCGUCCAUGACUUCAUCCCAAAGGAAUUCCGAAGCUACAUAAGUUUCUACGAUCUCUUUCAUCGUUUCUCUUCUCAAUUCACCAUCCUCAUCCAUGAAUUUCAAGGGCCAUCCCCGAACCUGGUGUUCGAGGCGGUUGAAGUCUAUUUGGGAACCAUAGUGAACUCUUCGACUAAGAGUAUCCGGUUAGGCAAGACGGAGAAUGACAAGGGUCUUGUUAUUACCAUGGACAAUGACGAAGAGAUCGUCGAUGUUUUUGAGGAUAUUAAGGUGACAUGGAGAAUGGAGUGUAGGAAAAUCGACUCAGGGAGCCAGAAUGAAGAGAUAAAAGAUAUGAUUGCAGCUCUAUGUUCUGAACUCAGAGUUUAUGAGCUGAGUUUCCAUAAGAAACACAAGGAAAAGGUGUUGAAAUCGUAUUUGCCUUUCAUUAUGGAGAGAUCAAAGGCCGCGAAAGAAGAAUCCAGGGCUAUAAAGUUGUUUUCAAAUUACAGAAACUGGGGUUCUGGUGGUAUGAAUCUUGAACACCCUAUGACAUUCGACACUCUGGCUAUGGACGAAGAGAUAAAGAGCGCGUUAAUCGAUGACUUGGCGGGUUUUGUGAAGGGGAAAGACUACUAUAACAGGAUCGGGAAAGCUUGGAAACGAGGCUACUUGCUCUAUGGCCCUCCUGGAACUGGUAAAUCAAGCUUGAUUGGUGCUAUGGCGAAUCAUCUGAACUAUGAUAUCUAUGAUUUGGAUCUUACGGAAGUUCGUAGCAAUUCGAAUCUAAGGUCGUUGCUACUCGGCAUGUCUGGCCGUUCAAUUCUUGUGAUCGAGGACAUUGACUGCGGCAUCAAGCUAGAAAACAGAGAAAAGGAUGAAGAAAAGGAAAAUAAACACAACAGGGUGACACUGUCAGGGAUACUUAAUUUUCUUGACGGGAUUUGGUCGUGUUGUGGAGAGGAACGGAUAAUUGUGGUCACGACCAACCACAUAGAUAAACUAGAUGCAGCACUGCUGAGACCUGGACGAAUGGACAUGCGCAUACACAUGUCAUAUUGCAAGUUAUCAGCGUUCAAGCAGUUGGUUUUCAACUACUUGGGGAUUCGUCAACACGAAAUGUUUGAUCAGAUCGGACAGCUCCUAGAAGAAGUGGAAGUUACUCCGGCUGAAGUUGCGGGAGAACUGUUAAAGAGCAAGAAUCCCACUAUAUCCCUUCAAGGUCUUGUUGAAUUUCUUGAAAAUAAAAUUGCAGAAAGAGAGAGGUUGAAAGCUGAGACAGAUUUGACAGCGAAGAACGGGGUAUCAGAGGAAGAACCGAAAGAUGCAACAAAUCCUGAAUCUAUGCUCGAUUCUUCCGAGGAUCUUACAUUGUUGAUCUCUAGAUGAAGAUGGAGGCUAUUUUCUACCCUCCUUUUUCUUUCUUCUUCUUGUUUUCUUUAAGGAAGACGAUUGUAGGACCUGAGAGAGAUGUUUAUCCCAUAUCAACUGACAAGAAUAAAUAUAUUUAGAGUUGUUUUUCUUAAA
Messenger RNA from Lycium barbarum (goji berry), 2397 nucleotides. Its product is annotated as AAA-ATPase At3g50940-like. The coding region runs from base 808 to 2259 and encodes 483 amino acids. Gene Ontology annotation, molecular function: ATP hydrolysis activity; ATP binding. NCBI's taxonomy places the organism in Eukaryota, Viridiplantae, Streptophyta, Magnoliopsida, Solanales, Solanaceae. The record is from RefSeq and is a predicted model, not a curated record. The transcript has 2 exons.